Messenger RNA from Ilex paraguariensis (yerba mate), 351 nucleotides. The record is from the annotation of a GenBank genome assembly. NCBI's taxonomy places the organism in Eukaryota, Viridiplantae, Streptophyta, Magnoliopsida, Aquifoliales, Aquifoliaceae.
AUGGGGCGUCAAAGUUCAAGUGUUUCAAUCUUUCUAGGGUUUCUGUUACUGAGUUUGUACCAAUCAGCAAUGGGUCGGUUCGUGGUGGAGAAGAACAGCUUGACGGUGACGUCACCGGAUAGUAUAAAGGGUAAUCACGACAGCGCGAUUGGCAACUUUGGGAUACCUCAGUACGGAGGCAGUAUGGCCGGGACUGUGGUGUACCCGAAAGAGAACCGAAAGGGUUGUAGAGGUUUCGAUGAAUUUGGGAUUUCUUUCAAUUCCAAGCCUGGGGCUUUGCCUACUUUUGUUUUGGUUGAUCGUGGAGGUAGGUACCCUUUUGUGAAUUUGAUAAAUUUGCUUGCUUUCUCG